UCUUCCAGAUUACCGAACUCGCUGCUUGUAGAAAAUCCAUUGCAGUGUACUUGUUGAGAGAGAGAAAGAGAGAGAGAGAGAGAGAGGAAUGGCUGAGGCAACAGCGGAAUCGGUCGGAGCCGCCGCGACGGUUUCGGAGACGAAGCAGAACCACCGGCUGGAGAGGAAGUGGACGUUUUGGUUCGAUAAUCAGUCGAAGCCCAAACAACAAGGGGCCGCCUGGGGAUCCUCGCUUAAAAAAGUCUACACCUUCGACACCGUCGAAGAGUUUUGGUGUUUGUACGAUCAGGUAUUUAAGCCCAGCAAGUUUACUGCCAAUGCUGAUUUUCAUCUGUUCAAAACUGGGGUUGAACCUAAAUGGGAAGAUCCUGAGUGUGCUAAUGGAGGCAAGUGGACCGUGACCAGCAGUAGAAAGGCUAACCUUGAAAACAUGUGGCUUGAAACUCUGAUGGCAUUGAUUGGUGAGCAAUUUGACGAGGGUGAUGAGAUCUGUGGGGUUGUUGCAAGUGUGCGUCAAAGACAGGAUAAAGUAUCAUUGUGGACUAAGACAGCAACCAAUGAGGCUACUCAGAUGAGCAUUGGGAGGAAAUGGAAGGAGAUUAUCGAUGUUACUGAUAAGAUUUCUUACAGCUUUCAUGAUGAUUCAAAAAAGGAAAGAUCAAUGAAAUCUCGAUACAGUGUUUAAACUCCCUCAGUUGAUUAUUGAGCUCUGGUUUCAGUUCCCAGCCGCUACAAGUUCAAUACCGUGCCACUUUUGAUGACUUUGGUCACUGCCCAUUUGAUUCAAUGGUUUUGCUACUGAGAGAGUUUUUUGAUGUAAAAUUGUAUCCUAUAAAAGUUAAAACAUCCAACAAUCCUACAUUCUUUUUUAUGGCUUGUCUGUUAACAAUGUACAAUUCAGAAAUUUUGGAACAAAGUACGCCAAUUUGCUGCCUUAUGCAAAGAGCUCUUAAAUUGCUGGAAAUAUAUUCCAACAUUCAAUAGGUCUCUGAGAUGUGAACAAUCUGAUAGCUGAUUUCCUCUUGUGUGGUGAGUGGGGAUUCUUGAUUUUCCCAGUUGACAAACAAUCCCUUCUUUGCUGGAAAUAUGUUCCCACAAUUUUAGCAAAACUAAUGGAUUUAAAGUGCAGAAAGAAACAGGCUUCCAUACGGUUUACAUUCCAACUACCAAAGUAUGUGUUUGAGCACCUCAAACUAUGAACUCAGAUACAUAGACCCUCUUGAAAACAGAGAAAUUACAUGGCUCUUUCCAUCAAGCAAGGAACCCAAGUCUUUCUCCAUUCUUUUUCGCUAGUCGAAUCAGUCCUUGUCUCUGUUUUGCAUCUGCUCCUAUUGAUUUGCAGAAUUCAGUAAUAACCUGUAAACACACAACAAACAAACCAUACUAUGAUUGAAAUGAUUUGAGCAUAUAAAAGAAGAAAUUGAUAGAAGUGGAAGAAAAUUUGAAGGAAGCCUGAAACUGUACCUGAGAGUGCAGAGCGAUGGCUUUGCCUCGGAACUGAUUGAACCGCUUCUUGCCGAUGAUAUUACGCGUCAGAACGACGACUGGGGCGAAGAGACCCUUCCCUUCAUUGACAUUCUUCAUCACCGGCAUCGACCUUACCGGCUUCCCAACUCGAACGCGCGCCGGGACUGACUUGGUCAGCAUGGAGUACUCUCCGCCGGAGAUCGAUGAUCCCCAGCUCCCAUGGAAGGAUGACGAACACAACCCUUCUCUGAACCCAGUCGCAGAAAUGGAAGUGGCCAUUGGAGAAGAGCACAAAGAGCUAGCUAGUUGCACAAGCGCCCUCCACCUGCUCGAUAAAGUGCCCGUAAGCUCUUUCCCCUCCUCUUUCUGUUCUUGCUCAAAACUUCCCGUGACAGGUGUUUGGUGCCUGGCUCUCCAUGCGUUGUUGUGGGUGCAAUCUUGAGGGCCAUGGCUUUUUAUUUGGUUGAAAUGGUGAGAGAGAAAAAGAACUAAGUGGUGAACUGAGAGCCACACAUGCCGAUUGCUUGGAUUUUUGUUCUGAUUUUUCUAGCUUCGUCUUCCUUAUGGUCUACAUUUUCAUCCGGUUGCUGGGCUCCACCGCAACUACCUGCGAUCAUGGCCGUCCAGUUUGAAUACCUCCUCGGCAAGUCUGCAUCAAUGGAUGGUGUGAACAGUUUGCGUUGAUUAGACUGUUCAAAGCCAAAUGCAUUCAAGAGGGGACCUCGGAGAUGGAUGGUGGACCGUGACCAUCUAGGCGACGGCAGCGGUGAGAUUUGAACCCCAAAAUUUCAGUCAUUUAGGUACGUGCCACGCGUCACAUUUUGGGUUACAAUUGUUAAUGCGUCUUAAGUUAUUAUAAACUUUUAAUAUUAUUUAACAUUAGGCUAUUUUAGUUAAUUUUGGCAUUUCAAUAUUUAAAAUUAAAAUGAUUUUAUUAUUUUUUAAUUUUUUUUUGGACUUAAUUCGAUUUUAUUAUAUAUUAACAAAUUGGUUUAUAAUUGAUUUGAUGGUUGUUUCAAACUAAGGGUAGAUACAGGGCCUGUCGGGCUAGGCUGGCUUGGCCCAAGUUGGGGCCAAUUGUGACCUUUUCAAGUCCGGCCAUUAGGAGGUGGAAAUGGCCGACAAAAACACAAAAACUUAUUUAAGAAAACAUAUUUCUAAUAUUCUAAUAACUAUUUGUAGUAGUUAUAAUAAUUUUUUAAGGAGAAAUAAUAUUUAAUAUAUUAUAGGUAGCUAGAUAAUCUUAAUUAAAAUAAAUAAAAUGACACUUGAUGAGAUGAUUUAUAAACUAAGUUACACGAAAAUAAAAAUAAAAAAUAAAUAUAAUAUAGAAUAGAAAUGAAAAAAAUGAUAUUUUUUAAAAAAUUAAUAAAUGAAAAUGCGGUAAAAAUCUUAAAUAAAAAAAUAUAUGUGAUUUUUUGUAAAUAUAAUUUUUAAUAUAAAAAAUUAUAAAAAAUAGUUAUUCAAAAUAAAAUAAACAUAAAUUUCAUAAUACAUCUAAAUAAAAUUUGAAAAUAAAUUAAAAUUUUUAAGAUAGAGACAAAAAAAAAUAUGAUAUUUUCAAUCCUAAACUCAUGAUCUCUAAUUUUUUCAUAAACAUAAAUACGUUUUUAAUAUUUUUUUAAUAUUAUAAAACAAACUUGAAAUAUUUUUUGACAUUAUAAAAUGAUUUAAAAACGUAUUUUGAUAUUUUAAAAAUAAAAACAUUUUUAAAAUUCAAAAACGACACCCUUUCAGUACUAUAAAUUCCUCUCCAAGGUGAUUAAAUCUUUUAACAUUGCAUAAACCAGGGGACUUAACCCUAACUUAGCCUUAAUCUUUUAACUUCUAUUUCUUUUCCAUUUUGUUCCAAACAUAGCCUUAAUGUCUUCUUCAAAGUCAACCCCUCUCUUCAUCAGGAAAACGUCGCCGGAGAUUUUCUCAGUUCUCUUAAAGAGUUAACCCUCAAUUGGUGAGUUUUCAUUGAAUAGUUUGGACACCAGAUUAUUUGAAUUGAGCAGACAAUUCUUUGAAUUCUCUUUCGGGCCUUCUUUUCACAAUCAACAAAAAGCAAAUCACGAAGCAGACACACUCUUAUGGGGUCAUUGGCCGCACACUUCACCGCAUUCCUCCUCCUCUUUCCGGUGGGCAUCCGCCGAAUGCUCUGCUCCUUCUCACAAUUCCUCAAAAAUCCAUCUCUAUACCGAUCAAAGUCAUGGUAUUUCUGGGAACCCAAAUGGAAAAACUUUGAUCUUUAUUUUCUUCUCAUUGUUUUGCCCAUUGCCUCAUUCUCUGACCUUUUCUUCUUCCUCACAUUCUCCGGCCACCCCACGUACCGAUUCUUCUUCUUGCAGCAGUCAGCAGUUGUUUCUCUCUUCUGGGUGCUCCUCGUUCUCAUUAUUUUCCGGGAAAAUUUUGAUCCUUUAGCCAUUCCUGAGAAUUUCAUAUUUGUUUUCGCUGCUAUAUCUUUUAUUGUCGAGUAUAUGUUGAUGGAUGAAGGAAUUGCUGAUCUUGGUAGUGUUGUCUAUGGAUUGAUGGGUGGAUUAACCCUUGCUUGUGCUGCUUGUUGCUUGUAUCUUUCGAUUAGACCGGUGGCGUUUUUUGCUGAAUUUUUGUUGUCUUCUGGACUCGUGUUUAAGGGGACUUGGACAUUGCAAAUUGGGUUAUCUCUUUAUACUGGUACAUUUGGAUUGAAAGGGUGUGACAAGAUUUCUAUGUCUCCAGCUCAAGGAAAGACUGAUUUUAAGUGUGACCUUCAAGAUGAUAAGUCAAGAGCUAUUGCUUUGGUGAAUCUCUUGUUCGUUGGGCAUGCUACUGCGAUAUUGGUUACGGGUUUUGUGUUGUUUGGAUUGCUAUCUCGGCAUAGCAGCUUGAGGUGUGGCGAGGCAAGUGGACCGUUGCUAGCUGGACUUGAAUCUGAGAGUUUGCAAAUGCGCCCAAUUCCAGAAUUUGAACUGGAAUGAGAGGGUGGACGGAAUUUAUCACUUUUGAGUUGUUAGAAGUUUUGUUCUUUUUAUACAGGAAGAUAGUGUUAACCUUUCUUGUUUUCUAAUUCCUCCAUCAUAUACAUGUUGUUGGGACAGAUUUUGUUUUUCAUGCAUCCGCUGAAUGAAGAUUACUUGUUAGCAGUGCUGCUUUAAACUUGUUUACAUAGUUGCAUUAUGUAUUAAAUUACUGGUGUCAUAGAUUAACCAAAGCAAACUGUGUUUAAAUUGUAUUCAACAAGCAAUCAGUUUUAGAAAAUACUGCAAAAUGGUGUUUCUCUCAGAGCUCUGCAGUCACACGUGAUCUGUAAUUUUAGGCCAUCUUGUACCCAGACUUUAGUUGAGGUCCGUGCUUUGGUGGUUUAUUGACUCUGUAGUUAAAGCACACACUCCAAAUGUAUGGCCAUAAUAACUCAAUCUUAAGGGUGGUCCCAGUCUUAUCAUUGUUUCAGUCACACAACACAUAUGCAUGCCUAUUAUUGAUAAAGAGAAAUAUAAUUGGCAAAAAGGCACAAUGAAAUCUACUGUGCUCAUCUUAUACAAAUCUUAUGCUCUAACUGUUGACUAGAAUUGGAGGGGUCCUCACUUGGUUUUAAAGUCAUGUUAUAGAAUCUAAUGACCUGCAGUAUGUGUGGCACAAGCUGCAUCAUUAGUGCAUGAUUCAGCAUCUAGAAUUAAGGUAAAUGAUCCAAUAGGAGGUGCUUGCUUUAACAUUCUGGGUUUGAAGAAAUCCCAAAGGGACUCAGUUACAAGAGUUGCAAAAAGGUAGCAGCAGCAAGAGGAUAGUUGAGGUUUUGCAUAUUUGAAUCUGAAUUCUGGACUGCCUAUAUUGGCGAGUAGGCAAUUGAACCCAUACUUGAUUAAACUUACUGGAAGAUAUUUCAGCGUUGCAUUUCAUGGGAGCACUAGAUUUCCAGAUUGAAGAACCAGAAAAGGGAUUUCAGGGUGGAGAAGUGACAGCUCCCAACCGAACUAUCUCAGAACCCACACCUUCAAAAUGUUCAUUGCAGGACCCAUCACUGGAUAUCUACCUGGAAAACAGCUCAAUUGCCCAAAGAGUUCCUUCUUCAUGCAGAUUGCCUCCAGUUUGUUCAGCCUUGAACUGAAGAAAAUAUUUCCACCUCCUCUACCGGCAUUUGGCACCUAGCUUCGGCAUCAAAAUUCAAGUGGUUUUGAAUAGCAGGUCACUUUUGUGCCCAAUCUUGUAAUGCACAGGAUCAAAAUAAUUUACUCUUCUCGUGUUUCUAGAGGUUUGCUUCUUUAUGAAGCUGCAAUAAGUCAAUAACAGUUUGCAUUGGCAUGUAAUGACUGAAAAUUCAUCACUCCUGUAUUUCCAAUAUUUGAAUUACUGGUCCUCCUGUUUCUCCA
Messenger RNA from Diospyros lotus (date-plum), 5798 nucleotides. RefSeq names its product eukaryotic translation initiation factor. Gene Ontology annotation, cellular component: eukaryotic translation initiation factor 4F complex; cytoplasm. The record is from RefSeq and is a predicted model, not a curated record. Lineage: Eukaryota; Viridiplantae; Streptophyta; Magnoliopsida; Ericales; Ebenaceae. Gene Ontology annotation, biological process: translational initiation. Gene Ontology annotation, molecular function: RNA 7-methylguanosine cap binding; translation initiation factor activity. Bases 89 to 685 code for a protein of 198 amino acids. The transcript is spliced from 6 exons.